UUGCAGAAUUAUGGGAACAUUAGAAUCAAAAGCGGAAACUGUUGCGGAAUUAGAGCAGGCUGUUGCUAGAGUAAAGAGCUGCAUGGACAAUCAUCGUAGCAAUGUAUGUAGCAUAGACUCGAUCGUAAAUGCACAGAAUGACUCGAUAGACCUACUUUCAAAGACGAUAUCUGACUUUAGGGAAAUGCAUGGCAAUGAGUGUGAACAGUCGGAAAAUAGACAUUUGGAGUUGACUCAAAAUCUUCACUCCAACCUUCAGAAGGCUUUAAUACAUCAAGUUGGAGCACUGAAUGAGAGUUUUAGUAUACUUGAUAACUGCAUUCGAGAAAUAUCAGCCCAUUAUAGUCCCGAGUCUGGAUCACAUGUUGACACAGACAAGCGGAGCUUAGAUAGCGCAAAAGCAGGAACACCAAAAGACAGAUUUGGUUCAGUUAUGCAUGAGUCGGUAAGACCUGGGAAUUCUUACGAAAUCAGUUCAGGCGAUGCAGAAUUUGAAGACAGUGAUAUUGAUGAUUCUGUUAAGGCAUUACGGUCGGAAAACAAAGCCAUUGUUUCUAAAAAUAAUGGACUGCAGAUGAAAUUAACAUCUAACACAGAAGAAAUUGGCCGAGUUCAAGAACAGAAAGAAGAAUUGGAGAAGAAAGACGCAAAGGUUGAAGCAGAAAAUAAGAAGUUGAAUGCUGAUAUAAAGAAUGCCAAUGCACGUUAUGUGCUUGAAAAUACAAUCAGGACACUACAGGAGACAGUAGAUCGACAAAACCGAAGAAUACAUGACCUAGAGGACGAAAAACGAAAAGUGCAAGAGAGAAAAAUGAUUGUACCAGUUCAGUUGUUCUACCAACGAAAUGAUGAAUUAAUGACAUUGGCAGUGAACGAGCUGUCUUUGAUGUUGGACACGCAUAUGCAAACAAAAAAUAUACAACUAGAAAUCGUAAGAUGUGAAAAUAUUUCAAGCAUACAGCCUGAUAAGCCAACUUUUGUGUUGUGCAUAAACUCUUCAAGAAACGGAACUGACGCAUCAAGUGCGAUCGAAGGAGUCCAUAAGUCUGGACGUACAGCUCUGUUGAUUUUUCAUCACAAAAACAUCCAUGCUCUACCAAACCAGCCUAGUGAUCGCAUGUUGACAUCCACAGAGUUCAAACAACUUGGUGGAAUAAUUGACUUGGCAUUCCUUGCCGGCAAAGGAAUCUACCCGUGCGAUAUGAACAAUCUUGCUGUAUCGUGUAUUGAAAGCUUCAUACAGAGGAAUAUAUGCGGAAAAUAAUCAGGACCAAGUGUGAUAUUUAUAUUAUAUUUGAUACUGCGAACACUACAUUGUCCUGGCUAUUGUCAAAAUUUGUGCAUUAUCAAGUUUUUUCCUUUUUUGUAAUCAGAACUGUAUGAUCAACCCAAAUCCCUUAACUUCUUUAUCAAACUACUUCAUUUGUUUGGAUUUUUAAAAAAAAAAUAUGUUAAUUCUUUGUAGGGAUACAAAAUGUAUUUCGCUUUAACUUAUGAAUCUAUACAUCCAGUGCAAUAGACUAUAUCAUUGCAUGACUCUUUAUAUACAUCUUUUGUGCUACAUGACCUGUCCAAAAUUAACACUAACUUUUUCUGGACUGAAGUCAACGCGAAAGAAAAAAAAAUCUUUCUGAUGUCAUGUAAUAAAACACUUACAGGUCAAUAGUCAAACCUAUUGAGAUUAGUAGGUCAAAGGUCAAUGUCACAAUUACCUUGUGACUGAAACCAGUUUCCACACAGUUACUAAAGAACGUUUUGGCAUGCAGUUGUUAAACUUCAUGGGGUGAUUACCUGUGGUUACAGUAACCAACAGACUGAAAAACGGUUACACUCAAGAACUAAAAAGCGCCUUGACGCAUGGUUGUCAAACUUCCUGUCAUGAUUGUAUGUGGUAAAUAGAUAAACCCUGUUGUUUCGGAGUCAGUAGUUUAAAGGUCAAGCUGAAGGACACAGUGACGUCUAGACUGAAAAUGGUUUCCAUUUAAUAACAAGAGCCAUGUCAGACAUGGCUAAUCCCCCCACCGGGCAUAUCAUAAUUGAAGGAUGUGGUCCGCAUCAGGGGUUUUAAGAUGUGGAAGAAAGAAUAAGUCAGUAGUGAGGUGGUUUACUGCUAAAUUUUAUUAAUUUUUAUGAAGAGUAUAACUAUGAUGUUUUUCUAUAUGGCUACUGUAAAAAGAAGGAAUGGAAAGCUAACAGGGAACAAGAGUGCCAGAAUGUCACAAUAUAUGCCCGUCAAAGCAAAUUUCUUUACUCUAGCAGCUGUAUUUGCAAAUGGAAUGUUAAUUUUGUGGUUGUUUAGUAAUCAUUGUAAGUCUUUUGUUUUUUAAAGUCCACAAAAAAAACUCCUUACUAGGUAGAGAUACCUUAUAUAUAAUAAAAUUAAUAAAAUACACCUAAAACUGGAGAGUAACAUCUAUGCUGUACCACAGAAAAGUGGUCUUGUUUUUUCCCUAGGGUCAAUUAUAAAAAUGUUACAAUAUAAGUUAUUUAUAGUAACAACUAAGGGAAGUUAAUCUUUAAAAAAAAAAAAAAAAAAAAAAAAAAAAUUGCAAGUCCACACAAAA
Mercenaria mercenaria is the source of this 2564-nucleotide messenger RNA. RefSeq lists its product as uncharacterized. The record is from RefSeq and is a predicted model, not a curated record. The coding region runs from base 11 to 1264 and encodes 417 amino acids. Lineage: Eukaryota; Metazoa; Mollusca; Bivalvia; Venerida; Veneridae. The transcript has 6 exons.